Aethalodelphis obliquidens (Pacific white-sided dolphin) is the source of this 7011-nucleotide messenger RNA. RefSeq names its product phosphoribosylformylglycinamidine synthase (gene PFAS). Gene Ontology annotation, cellular component: cytoplasm. The record is from RefSeq and is a predicted model, not a curated record. Gene Ontology annotation, molecular function: phosphoribosylformylglycinamidine synthase activity. NCBI's taxonomy places the organism in Eukaryota, Metazoa, Chordata, Mammalia, Artiodactyla, Delphinidae. The transcript is spliced from 28 exons. The coding region runs from base 1951 to 6021 and encodes 1356 amino acids. Gene Ontology annotation, biological process: 'de novo' IMP biosynthetic process.
GUUACCGCGCGCAAACCCGGAUACCCCUAUAUGCUUCACCCCGUAGCCACCCACCCAAAGCCUGAUCCAAGCCGGUGCAGGAUCCUCACCAGGCCGAGCUGCGCCCAGCGGGCGCCUGGGUGCCCGCGUUAGUGCAGGUGUCCAUUCGCGUUUGUUGGACGCCUGGCAGGGGAGACCCCACGUAAACUCAUCCCCUGUAUGACCAUUCAUUCAACCAAGAAAAAAUCCGUUGACAGCCUGUUUUAUGUCAAGUACCAUGCUGGUCUCUGGGGAGACAGCCCUGAUGUAGACAAUCCUGUCUUUGUGCUCUUGGAGAUUCUGUUUCGCUGGGAAUGAUAGACGAAAAUCAACUGGUAUAAUAAACAAAAUGAUUUCGGGUUGUGAUAAUUCCUGUGAAGGAAUUAUGGUAUGGAGGACAACUGAGGCGCCUAACUUGAAAAAGGGUCAUAAGGGAAAUUCCCUGGCAGUCUAGUGGUUAGGACUCAGCGCUCUCACUACCGAGGGCCGGGUUCAAUCCCUGGUCCGGGAACUAGGAUCCCACAAGCCACGAAGUGCGGCAAAAGGAAAAAAUAAAAUAAAAUAAAAUAAAAUAAAGGGGGUCAUAAGCAUUGGGUGGGGGCGCUGAGAAUGGGAGGAAUCACGAUCUGGCAGGAACAUUGGUUGCUGAAAUGAGACCUGGCCUGGAACUUGUCAGUCUACAAGUUUGAGAUUUUUUGGUUUUUAAGCCCCAGGUAUUGUUCUAAGCCUUGGUAAUCCGAUGGCGGUAAAAUAGCUACAGUUCAUGCCCUCAUCGAGGUUUUGUUCUAGUGGGGAAGGCAGAGCUAAAAAUAAAAUGUCAGAUAGUGAUAAAUACCAUAUAGGAGAUUAAUAUAAGACCAUCUCAUAAUGGCUACUUCAGAGCAGUUGGUCAAGGAAGGCCUUUUCAAGGAGGUGAAUUUUACCUGAAAUUUAAAUAACAAGAAAGCUAGCCAUGCAAAUAGCAGGGUGAGAAAAAUGCCUUUCGGAACUGAGCUUGGCAAGUUAGAAAACAGUAAUAGAAAAGAAGCCAGUGUGAUUGGUGCACUGUAGGCGAGAAGGAGAGUGGUGUGAGAUAGGGUUGGAGAGGUAGGCAAUGGCCAGACAACAUAAAGCAGGGUACUGAGUUGGAAUGUUAUACCGUGUGUGAUGAGAAGCCAUGAUCUCAUUUAUGCUAACUUGUGGCGAGUGGAUUGUGGUUGGGGCAGCAGUAGGAUCAGGGGUCCUGGUCAGGAGGGCUACUGGUGCAUUAGUCCAAGUGAGUCCUGGUACUGACUUGAACUGGAGUGACGGUAGCAGAGAGGAAAGGACGUGGACAGAUUUGGGAUAUGUUUGGAAAUGGAUUCGCUGGCAGAUUGGGUAUAGAGAGGGCUCAGGGAAAGAAAAAUUAAGAUCGACUCCUGUGUUUUUGACUUGAGCAACAGAUUGGAUGAUGGUGGUGUUAACCGAGAUGGGGAAAAAUGGGGGGAAACCACAGGUCUGGAGAAACGAUAAAUCAAAAUUUCUGUUUUGGCCAGAACAGGCUAUCUGUGUUUAUGAGAUAUCUAUAUGGCAGUGUCACCUAAGCAUUUGAAUGUACUAGUUUGGAGUUUCAGGGAGAGUCAGAGUUGGAUAAAGUUAUGGAAUCUGUUGGCAGAUAGUAACUCGAAUCAUGUGAAAUGGCCAUUUUGAGUCAAAAAUGGUUGAAUGCUGGCAGUUUCAUUGGUUCAGUCUCAUAGAUUGUAUUUAAAGCCACAGGUCCGGAUGAAGUCUCUUAGGAAGAACAUUUAGAGGGAAGAGAAGAAAGGGCACAGUCUUGGGCACCCACCAUUUAGAGGUGGAGCAGAAGAGUCGGAGCCAGCACAGGUGACCGAGAAGGAGCAACCAGAAGGGAGAGGAAUAUCAGGAGAGUGGUGUCGAGAAGCCAAGAGAGGAGGGUGUUUCAGGAAGUAGAGAAUGAAUAAAUCAAAUGCUGCUGAGAGGUCGAAUAAGCAAAGGACACCUACAGAGAUGUCCUCAGUCCUUCACUUCUAUGUCCGUCCCUCUGGCCACGAGAGGGCAGCCUCUGAAUAUACUCAAAGGAAGCUGCAAGGGGAACUGCCAGAGCUGCAGGGUGUCAAGACCGAGCUGUGCUACAAUGUGAACUGGACAGCUGAGUCCUCCCCGAGCGCCGAGGAGAUGAAGAAGCUGACGUGGCUGUUUGGCUGCCCCUUGUUACUGGACGAUGUCGCUCAGGAGUCCUGGCUCCUUCCCGGCCCCACUGACCUGCUGCUGGAGGUCGGGCCCAGGCUGAACUUCUCCACGCCAACAUCCAGCAACAUCGUGUCAGUGUGCCAGGCUGCGGGGCUGGGGGCCGUGGACCGCGUGGAGCCGACCCGGCGCUACCUGCUCUCGUUUGCCCACCCGCCUUCGGCUGAGCUGGAAGCCAUCGCCCUGGCUACCCUGCAUGACCGGAUGACGGAGCAGCACUUCCCCUGUCCCAUCCAGAGCUUCUCCCUGGGGUGCACCCCAGCACCCCUUGGCGGCCCAAUUGACAUACUGGCCGAGGGCCGGUCUGCCCUGGAGAAAGCCAACCAGGAGCUAGGUCUGGCCCUAGACUCCUGGGACCUGGAUUUCUACACCAAACGCUUCCAGGAGCUGCAGCGGAACCCCAGCACUGUGGAGGCCUUCGACUUGGCUCAGUCCAAUAGUGAGCACAGCCGACACUGGUUCUUCAAGGGCCGACUCCACGUGGAUGGGCAGGAGCUGGCACACUCGCUGUUUGAGUCCAUCAUGAGCACCCAGGCAUCCUCGCACCCCAACAACGUCCUCAAGUUCUGUGACAACAGCAGUGCAAUCCAGGGGAAAGAAGUCCAAUUCCUGCGUCCCGAGGACCCCUCACGGCCAAGCUGCUUCCGGCAACGUCAGGGGCUGAGACAUGUCGUCUUCACGGCAGAGACCCACAACUUCCCCACAGGAGUAGCCCCCUUCAGCGGUGCGACCACUGGCACGGGGGGCCGGAUCCGAGAUGUCCAGUGCACAGGCCGCGGGGCCCACGUGGUGGCAGGCACUGCUGGCUAUUGCUUUGGAAACCUGCACAUCCCAGGUUACAGUAUGCCCUGGGAGGAUCCAAGCUUCCAGUAUCCUGGGAACUUUGCCCGACCCCUGGAGAUUGCCAUCGAGGCCAGUAAUGGGGCUUCUGACUACGGCAACAAGUUUGGAGAACCGGUUCUGGCUGGCUUUGCCCGUUCCUUGGGCCUCCAGCUCCCAGAUGGCCAGCGGCGCGAGUGGAUCAAGCCCAUCAUGUUUAGUGGAGGCAUUGGGUGCAUGGAAGCUGAGCAUGUGAGCAAGGAGCCCCCAGAGCCAGGCAUGGAUGUUGUGAAGGUUGGGGGUCCUGUCUACAGGAUUGGAGUCGGGGGCGGAGCUGCUUCGUCCGUGCAGGUGCAGGGAGACAACGCCAGCGACCUGGACUUCGGGGCUGUGCAGCGGGGAGACCCGGAGAUGGAACAGAAGAUGAACCGUGUGAUCCGGGCUUGCGUGGAGGCCCCCGGAGGAAACCCCAUCUGCAGCCUUCAUGACCAGGGUGCCGGUGGCAAUGGCAACGUCCUGAAGGAGCUGAGUGACCCAGCUGGAGCCGUCAUUUAUACCAGCCGCUUCCAGCUCGGGGACCCGACCCUGAACGCCCUGGAAAUCUGGGGGGCUGAGUACCAGGAGUCAAAUGCACUUCUGCUGAGGCCCCCCGACCGGGACUUCCUGAGUCGUGUCAGUGCCCGGGAACGCUGCCCAGUUUGCUUUGUGGGCACCAUCACGGGAGACGGGAGGAUAGUGCUGGUGGACGAUCGGGAGUGUCCUAUGGGAAGAGAUGGCCAGGGGGAUGCCCCCCCAACACCUCCCCCGACACCUGUGGACCUGGAUCUGGACUGGGUGCUGGGCAAGAUGCCCCGGAAGGAGUUCUUCCUCCAGAGGAGUCUCCCCGUGCUGCGGCCCCUGGCCUUGCCCCCAGGGCUGAGCGUGCGCCAGGCCCUGGCAUGGGUCCUCAGGCUGCCUGCGGUGGCCAGCAAGCGCUACCUCACCAGCAAGGUGGACCGCUCCGUGGGCGGCCUGGUGGCACAGCAGCAGUGUGUGGGACCCCUGCAGACCCCUCUGGCAGAUGUGGCGGUGGUGGCACUGAGUCACCAGGAGCUCGUAGGGGCUGCCACAGCCCUGGGAGAGCAGCCCGUCAAGAGCCUGCUAGACCCCAAGGUUGCUGCCCGGCUGGCUGUGGCUGAAGCCCUCACGAACCUGGUGUUUGCUCUGGUCACCGACCUCCGGGACGUGAAAUGCAGCGGGAACUGGAUGUGGGCGGCCAAGCUCCCGGGGGAGGGUGCGGCUCUGGCCGACGCCUGUGGGGCUGUGGCAGCCGUGAUGGCGGCCCUGGGUGUGGCAGUGGAUGGUGGCAAGGACUCCCUCAGCAUGGCUGCCCGGGUUGGCGCUGAGACCGUGCGGGCUCCUGGGUCGCUGGUCAUCUCAGCCUAUGCUGUCUGUCCAGACAUUACAGCCACUGUGACCCCAGACCUCAAGUGUCCCGGAGGGAGAGGCCACCUGCUCUACGUGCCUCUGAGUCCUGGGCGCCAUCGGCUCGGGGGCACAGCUCUGGCCCAGUGCUUCUCCCAGCUCGGCGAGCAGCCUCCCGAUCUGGACCUUCCCGAGAACUUGGUGCGAGCCUUCGGCAUCACCCAGGGGCUGCUGAAAGACCGCCUCCUCUGCUCAGGCCACGAUGUCAGUGACGGAGGUCUCAUCACCUGCCUGCUAGAGAUGGCCUUUGCUGGGAAUUGUGGGAUAGAGGUGGCCGUCCCUGCCCCUGGGGUCAAUGCGCUGCCUGUACUGUUCGCUGAGGAGCCAGGCUUGGUGCUGGAGGUGCAAGAGCCAGACCUGGCCCAAGUACUGACACGUUACCGGGAGGCUGGCCUCCACUGCCUGGAGCUGGGCCGCACGGGCAGCGCCGGGCCCCAUGCCACGGUCCGGGUAUCAGUGAACGGGGCUGUCGUUCUGGAGGAGCCCGUUGGGCAGCUACGAGCCCUCUGGGAGGAGACCAGUUUCCAGCUGGAUCGGCUGCAGGCAGAGCCCCACUGUGUGGCCCAGGAAGAAGGAGGGCUGAGGGAGCGGACGGGGCCCACCUACUGCCUGCCCCCCACCUUCCCCACAGCUUCCGUGCCUCAUGAGCCUGGUGGCCCCGCCCCCCGCAUUGCCAUCUUUCGAGAAGAAGGCAGUAACGGAGACCGGGAGAUGGCCGAUGCCUUCCACUUGGCUGGGUUUGAGGUGUGGGACGUGACCAUGCAGGACCUCUGCUCUGGAGCAGUCAGGCUGGACACGUUCCAAGGCAUGGCCUUCGUGGGCGGCUUCAGCUACGCAGACGUCCUGGGCUCUGCCAAAGGGUGGGCAGCCGCUGUGACCUUUAACCCCCAGGCCGGGGCUGAGCUGAGGCGCUUCCGGCAACGGCCAGACACCUUCAGCCUGGGCGUGUGUAACGGCUGCCAGCUGCUGGCCCUGCUGGGCUGGGUGGGAGGCAGUCCUGGUGACGAGGCGGCAGAGAUGGGCCACGAGUCCUGGCCGGCCCGGCCUGGCCUCCUGCUGCGCCACAACCAGUCUGGGCGUUUCGAGUCGCGCUGGGCCAGCGUGCGAGUGGGGCCCGGGCCGGCCCUGAUGCUGCGAGGGAUGGAGGGUGCCGUGCUGCCCGUGUGGAGCGCCCAUGGGGAAGGUUACAUGGCAUUUUCUUCCCCGGAACUCCAAGCCCAGAUUGAGGCCAGGGGCUUGGCUCCGCUGCACUGGGCAGACGAUGACGGCAACCCCACGGAACAGUACCCCCUGAAUCCCAACGGGUCCCCAGGGGGCAUGGCUGGCAUCUGCUCCCCCGAUGGCCGCCACCUGGCUCUCAUGCCUCACCCUGAGCGGUCUGUGAGGCCUUGGCAGUGGGCGUGGCGACCUCCUCCGUUUGACACUAUGACCACCUCCCCCUGGCUCCAGCUCUUCAUCAAUGCCCGAAACUGGACCCGGAAAGGAGGCUGCUGAGCAGGCCGGGGAGACUCCCCUGGGCCCCGGGGUUUUCACCCACGGUGUCUUUAGAAGUACCUCAUAUUAUUUCUGUGUGUCUUGGACAGACAAGGACCAAAAUGCCCAAAAAAACCUUGGCUAAUUUUAUGAAUCUGUCUAUGCCUUACGCUGUUGGAUCUGUUUUCAGUUCUGUUCUAACACGUUUUGUCCUUUGUGGGCCUGGGAAGCAACAUGCGGUUCAGAGAAACUUCCUGCGGUGGGAAGUUAGGAUGCAUGGGGGGAGGGGGUUCCAUUGCCCCGCUUCGCUGCACCACAUCACUUAUGUCACUCAUCUGAGCUCGGAGGGAUGUCCUAUGCCCCCCUUCCUCGUCGGGGUUUAAGGGGAUGGGGGAGGACAAAAGCAAGCAACUCAGGACCUCAGCGUGCUCAUCUGGAAAACAGCAGAAGCUUUCUGGAUUCUUCUUUCUAUUUUUAUUUUAUUUUUUAAACUUUAGAUAGAGAAUUUUAAUUAAAUUGGCAUCGUUAAGACCAAAAAGAUAAAAUGGACAUUGUCAGUGUAUCUUCAGCCCUUGCUUCAACAGGCAAAUGAACACAGCUUGAAACACACGUGAAUUUUGCUUGUCUGUGAGACAGUGAAGGGAGCUUCUCAGUACUUAAAUAUAUUAAUAUAACCAGUUAUAGAAAUCUAAAUCUAAAACCAAUCUCCUAUAGGGUUUGAGAAGGCAUUCACCAUAUCCCUGAAAAGUUUAACAUUCCUUAUUCAAGUUUAAUCAUCUCUUUAGAAGGGGAAAACAGUGAUAGUACUUGUUGAACCAGAAUUACUAUCAAAAUUCAAAAAGCUGACCAUAUUCAUUUAGCCACAAGCCAAUCUUAUUCAAAUCAGGACAGAAAGACUACAUCAUCCGUUCAUGAUCUGAAGUCUGCUAUAUGAGAUCAAUUUAAAUGUGGUACACAUAAAAAGUCAUGAGACAUUUGUUUCAUAAUAAAUAAGGCAAUGGCCAACUAUUA